Molecule: messenger RNA, 1852 nt
Organism: Trichogramma pretiosum
Lineage: Eukaryota; Metazoa; Arthropoda; Insecta; Hymenoptera; Trichogrammatidae
Exons: 2
Coding region: 112-1626 (504 amino acids)
Molecular function (GO): protein binding
Source: RefSeq, a predicted model, not a curated record
CCCUCGCGUUUAGUCACGUCAGUGCAGGUUACGACGCCCUAGUGCAAACAAAGAAAGAUCACAUAAACUCGUUCGACUCGAAGUAAAACUUGAGAGUGAGUGUUUCGAAAGAUGUUCGAUUACUAUGACGAUAGCGACGAUAGUGGUGGAUAUUGUUUCACUGAUGAUGAUGAAUAUGCUGACUACUACUACGCCUAUAAUUGUGAAUUUAAAGAAGACUAUUCAAAAGAAUUGAGAAGCGUGAGACAGAAGGUCAACUGGGACAUUGAAAAAGAACGACGGAAAUUUCUCGGUAAAUUAUUUUACUUGGUCCAUAAUUGGAAGGGCCAACUUCCGAAUCUUCGCGAAUUUUUUCGUCGCGAGGAUGUGGAUUGGAUUAUCGUCGAGUAUCUGGACGGCUUGCAAAGAAAUUACGGACGUGGUCCGGAUUGUUCAUUCAUCAAGUUUGUGAUUCGCACUGGUUACAAGGACGAGCCCGAACUCGAUAAAGACGGCAAGCCCGUGUUAAGUCGCACUACGCCAUUGCAUUAUGCGUCUGAAGAAUUUUCCGGGGUUGUUCGUUACUACCCCACAGGGCCCGGAGUGUUCAAUGACCUGUUUCAAAUAUACAACAGAUACGACGCGAAUUACCUCGGCGAAUAUGGCCUUACGCACUUUCAUGUAGCCUGCCGGUUCGGCUGUAAAAACGUCGUCGAAAAGUUCCUCGAGCUCGGUCAAGAUCCCAACGUACUAGUGCAAAAAACCGGCGCUUCGCCGCUACACUUGGCUCUAGCCAUGUAUGCCUUGGAAAGCCCCGGACGCGACGAGGUGCUCGAGUUGCUGCUGAAAAAUGGCGCUGAUGUUAAUUUAACUAAUGCCAAGGGAUUGACUCCUCUGCAUGUCAUUUGCAAAGAUCGCAAGGACGACAAUUUGGCGGAGAUGUUUUUCAAGCUCAACGACCAAAUCCAGCAGACGAUUCAGUUGGAUGCCCGGGACAAGUUGGGCCGGACACCUCUGCAGAUGGCCGUGGCGAGUCUCAUGCCGAAAACAGUUGACGCACUCUUGGAUCGUAUCGCCGAUCUGUCUGAUUUUGUUUUUCCAACCGAGGAUUAUUUUGGCGCGGGACAUAAAGGAAGUUUAUUUGUACCAACGUCCAACGACACGAAUUUAGCUUCUAGAACACUGAUGGUCAUCGAAAGCUUGAAGAAAAAAGGAUAUGAAAUAAAUCAAACGCACGCCCUGACAACCAUGAAAUUUUUUAACUACAUAGGAGUGGUUCGCCAGUCGUUAGCGUUCAUGUUCACUGGAGAUUACGAUAGCGAUGAUAGUGAACCGGGUUUCGAAUAUUGCACGAUGUGUCAUUCCUCUCGUGAAGCACCAAAGGAACCAUUGUGCCAUGCCCACAAAUCCACCAUAAUAUCACGAGGAUUUUUCCAACAUUGGUCACUAGGAUUUUUCUUGAAGCUGACUCACCCUCCACUGCCAACUCGUUGCUGUAAAAUAAUCAUCGACAAGCUUUCGAACAAAGAUUUGUUUAAUGUAUGCAUCGCAGUUGAUAGCGCUAUGAAAGAGCAGAGCCAAACACUAGAUGUCAAUGGUAAAGUUGAAGAGAUUGAAGAACUAAAAAAUUUACACAUAACUGAAUGAUUUUGGAAUAAUUUAAUCUAUACGUGUUCAAUUGUACUUAACUGUUCUUUUAAUUGAAAGAUUUAAAUUUAGAAGAAAUUGAUUUGUCAUUGAUUGUAAUCUUGAGUUCAAUCAAAGCUAUUUCAAGACGCUCAUCAACUCUAACUUUGAAACCUCUGACAGUGAAAAAAUAUAUAAAUUUGCUUGCUCAGUGUCAUGUUAAAUUUUAAAAACCGAUAAAUGCAUA